AUGUAUAAAGUGGACAUUCAGACAGACCUAAAAGAGGCAGCUGCCAUCGAAGCCCGCAGAAACCGGGAGAAGCAAAGACAGAGCCGCAUCUUUAAUGCUCGCUACCGCACCAUGGGGGUGGAUGUGGAAGGCCUGAAAAGCCAAGUGGAAGAACAAAUACUGAGAGAGAAUGCAGAGAAACAACGGGAUGACGCAUUUGAUGCAGACAGGGUGCAGUAUGACAAGAUUGCGCAGAUGCUGGAGGAAGAAGAGCGCCAGCGGAAACGGCAGCUAGAACAGGCUGUGGUGAAAUUCCGCGAGGAGAAGCAACAGCCAUCCAUGAGCCGUGAAUGGGACAUCCAUGACCCCGAGGUGGUACGCAAGGGCAGUCCGGCUCGCGUGAGUGACGAUGACCCACGCUGUGGCCCUUCAAGCAUGCAGCGCUUUGGUGGCGAGGACCUCCAAGCACCUGCCCGCCACAAACUGCAGAAGGAGCAGAACAAGCGUGUUCUGGAAGAGCAGAAAACUGAACGAGAAAGGGACCUUGCGGACCAAAAAUAUGCAGAUAUCCUGGAGGGCAAAAAGAGGAUAGAACUGGACCAGCGAGCCCUGGAGCUGGCCCGUUUGGAGGAAGAAUGCCGCAGGGCCAAAGCCAUGGCCACCGCCAACUUCAAUCGAGCCCAGGCCGCAGAGGAGGCUCAGCAGCAGCGUCUGGCCCAGCAGCGGGAGCAGGACGACAACUAUGCUGAGAUCCAGAACCACCUGACGGGCGACAUCUUGACAGAAAACCCUGAUGUAGCCAACAGCUUGAUGGGCCCACACCGCGUGAUCCCCUAUCGCUGGAAGGGGAUGACCUCUGCACAGAUGGAGGCUAUAUGGAAGAUGCAGGCGGAGCAGUGCAUGGAGAACCAGAGGCUGCGGGAAGCAGAGCGGCAGCGGGAUGCUGAGUGGGAGCAGCAGCAACACUUGGCUGCCCGAGCUGCCUUGGAGAUGGAAGUGCAGGAGCAGAAUUUCCGCUUGCAGCUGAGGAAGAGCCAGGAUGCCUACAACAAAGAGCUGGCUGAUGCACAGAAGUCUAACUUACGGUACCUGGAGAAAGAGGUCUACACCAAUGCACCCACAGCCCAGUACUACCUGCAGUUUAACACCAGCAGCCGCUGAAGGAAGGAUGGGAGAGGUGAGGCCCUUGGCAGCCAGCGCAGGAAGCCUUUUUGUACAGAACAAUGGCGCCCUCUGGUGAUUCUCAGGAAGAUGCAAGGACAAAGAACAUGUGCACCAAGAACAGAGUUUGAGUUACUUCACCUGUUAGCAUGUGGCUUCCCUUGCAGAACACUCCAUGUGGCCCUGCUGUAAUAGUUUUCUGUUUAGAUGUCCAUACCACCAGGGAAGGCUGCCCAAUCACACAAUGGACUGCUUUGCACUACUUACUUGCCACAUGAUUAUAUGUAUCUUGUGCAAGAGGUUUCUGCCAAAUAUAAUCAGAGAUUACUUUAA
Messenger RNA from Varanus komodoensis (Komodo dragon), 1473 nucleotides. RefSeq names its product RIB43A domain with coiled-coils 1 (gene RIBC1). Bases 1 to 1140 code for a protein of 379 amino acids. The transcript is spliced from 7 exons. NCBI's taxonomy places the organism in Eukaryota, Metazoa, Chordata, Lepidosauria, Squamata, Varanidae. The record is from RefSeq and is a predicted model, not a curated record.